AUGACAAUGGACAAAAACAAUGCAAGUUCUGAAGGCUACUUUGUUUUACUGGGUUUUUCUAAUUGGCCUCAUCUCGAGUUAGUUCUCUUUGUGGUUGUCUUGAUGUUCUACCUGAUGACAUUGAUAGGCAACCUGUUCAUCAUUAUCUUGUCACGACUGGACUCCCAUCUCCACACUCCCAUGUACUUCUUCCUCUCAAACCUCUCUUUUCUGGAUCUCUGCUACUCUACCAGCUUUAUCCCUCAGUUGCUAAUUAACCUCUGGGGCCCAGACAAAACCAUCUCUUACACUGGUUGCAUGGUUCAACUUUACUUUUCCCUUGCAUUGGGAACCACAGAAUGUGUGCUACUGGUGGUGAUGUCCUAUGACCGUUAUGCAGCUGUAUGUAGACCUUUGCAUUACACUGUCCUCAUGCACCCUCGUUUCUGCCAUAUGUUGGCUGUAGCUUGUUGGGUGAAUGGUUUUACCAACUCGGCACUUCAUUCCAUCUUUACCUUCUGGGUACCCCUGUGUGGACAUCACCAAGUGGAUCAUUUCCUCUGUGAAGUUCCAGCACUGCUGCAAUUAUCAUGUGUUGAUACCCGUGCCAAUGAACUGACCCUCAUGGUCAUGAGCUCCAUUUUUGUUCUCAUACCUCUCAUCCUCAUUCUCAGCUCCUAUGGUGCCAUUGCCCGGGCUGUACUGAGGAUUCAGUCAACAACUGGACUUCAGAAAGUCUUUGGCACAUGUGGAGCCCAUCUUAUGGUUGUAUCCCUCUUUUUCAUUCCAGCCAUGUGCAUUUAUCUCCUACCAUCAUCAGGAAAGUCUCAAGAUCAAGGCAAGUUCAUUGCCCUGUUUUAUACUGUUGUCACACCUAGCCUCAACCCUCUAAUCUACACCCUCAGAAAUAGAGAUGUAAGAGGGGCAGUAAAGAGACUAGUGGGGUGAGAGUGAGCCUGUAUACUUGAGACAUUAACCAUAUAAUGGAGACUCUCUUCAUCAAUGGUUCCUCCACUAUUCAUUCAUCAACCACUCUUUGAUUCACUCCCUCUAUCAGCACUUAUUGAUCUUGUGCUCUCAGAAGGUCACAGAGUUCGUGGUAGCAAAUGUGAAUUAAACAGUCUGCCUGAAUACCAAUCACUCACUAGUGGAGACAACAGCUAUGUGAAAUCAAGAGCAAACAUCAAUGUUAAAUUUUUUCAGUGCAUAAACUGAAUUAAAAGAGUAUCCUUUUCUUAAUUGAAAAUGAGACAUGAAAUUGUUUUAAGAAUGGCUAAAAGAGCAGGUUAUAAUUC
Messenger RNA from Camelus dromedarius (Arabian camel), 1274 nucleotides. Its product is annotated as olfactory receptor 2J3. Gene Ontology annotation, cellular component: plasma membrane. The coding region runs from base 1 to 927 and encodes 308 amino acids. The record is from RefSeq and is a predicted model, not a curated record. Gene Ontology annotation, biological process: detection of chemical stimulus involved in sensory perception of smell; G protein-coupled receptor signaling pathway. Gene Ontology annotation, molecular function: olfactory receptor activity; G protein-coupled receptor activity. Lineage: Eukaryota; Metazoa; Chordata; Mammalia; Artiodactyla; Camelidae. The transcript has a single exon.